Messenger RNA from Lagopus leucura (white-tailed ptarmigan), 380 nucleotides. It is a transcript of the gene PRLH, whose product is annotated as prolactin releasing hormone. Gene Ontology annotation, molecular function: prolactin-releasing peptide receptor binding; neuropeptide hormone activity. Gene Ontology annotation, biological process: response to peptide hormone; G protein-coupled receptor signaling pathway; feeding behavior. Lineage: Eukaryota; Metazoa; Chordata; Aves; Galliformes; Phasianidae. The record is from RefSeq and is a predicted model, not a curated record. Bases 95 to 373 code for a protein of 92 amino acids. The transcript has 2 exons.
UCGUGACACCCUCAGAACGCGAUUGCUCUGUAUAUGUGCCCGCAGGUUGGGAUUGUCGCCGUUGCCGAGCCGCUGUCGUGGGAGAGCCUCGGGGAUGAAGUUGGGAGCUACCUGCCUGCUGUGCUUGCUGCUCACCUGCAUGGCCCCGCCCGCCGCCGGCCGCCUCCGUGUGCACUCCAUGGAAAUCAGGAGUAAGGAGAGCAGGAACCCAGACAUCGACCCCUUCUGGUACACCGGCCGUGGCAUCAGGCCCGUGGGGCGAUUCGGGCGACGGCGAGCACUUGGGGAAAGCCCCCAACCCAGGGGGGCUGUCCUGAAUCCUGCCUGCAUCCCCGCGCACACCCAGCCCCCCCGGGAGCAGCAGAGUGCCUGAGCUGAAG